AUGAGCAGCUUUUUCGACAGCAAGCUUUGGAACAAUUUGGUGCUUCCCAUGAGCCAUUCUGAGCGGGCUGUUACUCAUGCUGUUGUUGCACUGAGUGCACUACAUGAGGAUAUAGAGGCAAGAGGUGUACCGCUAGCCAGGGUAGAAUUAACGAAUCAGCGUCAACGAUUCGCACUCGAACAGUACACGCGAGCUUUGUCUCUACUCAAUACCCGCCGACAUUCGAACGACCCGAAAUUGCGAGACGUUGUUUUGACGUGUUGUCUUUUAUUUGUUGUCUUCGAACUAGUUCGCGGUCUGUACGAUGAAGCUUUUGUACAUCUGCAGCAGGGACUCUCGUUGCUAAGUUCCUUGAAAGCGGCAGAUACAAAGUCCCAAAGCUUGUCCGUUUCGGAUUCAUCAAAGUACAUUGAGACGUCCCUCUCGGAUGCAUUGAUGCACUUGCAUAUUCAAUCUUCAUUUUUUGGAGCUGACUUUUCUGAUCCUCGAUUCAUUCGCCCCAAGUCCGAAGACACUGCAGACUUUCGCGAUAUCACAGAAGCCCGAGAAGAACUUGAUAUACUCUUGCAGCCUGUCUCUCGUUUCAUGACCGCGGUCAGACUGUUGGCUUCCGAAGGAGGGCCUUCGAAUUCGAAUGUCACGCGACUAGAUGUCGCACAUAUGCAAGCCGAUCUGCGGAUCGAACUUGCAAGAUACUUGCACCGACUAAAUAAAUUCGAGACUCGAGUGCGGGGCUCAUUAGAUAACAAGUCUCAGCGUGCAGUUGACUUGAUCCGACUACACCACAAGACAUUCGCGGUAGUCCUAGAGACGUACAUUGAUAUAGAAGACAUGACAUACGACUUUCAUAUCGAUGGCUUCAAAGAAAUAGUCAAAAUGUCCGAGCAAAUAGCGAAAAGCUUCGACGAGCAAUGCGAUCCCAACAACAAUAACAGUCAUUCUCGUCCAACUCUCUUGCUAGACAUGGGCAUCAUUCCGCCUCUAUUGUACGUGUGCCUCACCUGCCCCUGUGUAGAUACACGUCGACAAGCCCUGAGAUGUCUCAAGGCAUGGCCGCACCGAGAAGGGCCUUGGGACUCGAAUUUGAUUGCGCUGAUGGGAAGGCUCACCCUUCAAGUUGAGAUUGAAGAAGAAUUCAAGCGAUUGUCGACUACUACUGCCACCAAAAUCGCCUCGUUACGAGAUAUCACAUAUAUACCGCCGCCAUCGCGAAUAUUUAAUGUCCAUAUGACUAUCACCGAUGACCAAAUGACUGGGAUUUUCAUGUACAACACCAAAGAGCGAGGUCCUGGUAUGCCGCAUUUAGAGAGACGGGUGGCGAUAGAUGAGGCUAUUUAG
Molecule: messenger RNA, 1338 nt
Organism: Talaromyces amestolkiae
Lineage: Eukaryota; Fungi; Ascomycota; Eurotiomycetes; Eurotiales; Trichocomaceae
Exons: 1
Coding region: 1-1338 (445 amino acids)
Source: RefSeq, a predicted model, not a curated record